CCCCCAAGGAGGGAUUUUCCUCUCCCACCCCGGCUCCCUGUGCCUUGGUCCCCUCGGAGAGCGGUCCAGGUUAAUAAUUUACUGCCUGCCACAAGCCACUCCUUCAGACUUUUUCUUCGACCUUCAGACUGCAUUGCCAAAAUAAAAACAACGGGAGGGAGCAGUACAAGCUGCUUCCCACAGCGAGAGUGUGGCAGUGCCCGCCAGCCCUGCUGCCGGAUCCUGGGAGCCCUGUCUCUGCAGACAGAGGAACAUCUGCGUGCUCUGCUUCCCGAGGACAUCCGGAGCCAGCAGCUGGAUUCCUGCCCCAGCUGUGAGGAGAGGAGAUUAUUUCAGCUGUUUAAUGUUCGUGGCCUGGAUGGAGCCCUCCUCCACUGCCCUGGGCAAGACAAAGGAACUCAUCAAGCACGGCCGGGAGAGGAUAGAACAAACCAUCAAGGCCUCCGGCUCCAGGCUCUGCUUGUAUGCUGAGAGAGUUGCUUUUUUAAUGGAUCGUUCCCGGAGCCCAGACAAAAGCACCCAGCCUUCAACACCAACUGACAACAUCAACCUUGGACCUUCUGCUAACCCCAAUGCCAAGCCAACAGACUUUGACUUCCUGAAGGUUAUUGGCAAAGGAAGCUUUGGAAAAGUUCUCCUGGCCAAACGCAAGUGUGACGGGACUUUUUAUGCAGUGAAAGUGUUGCACAAGAAAACCAUCCUCAAGAAAAAGGAGCAAAACCACAUCAUGGCAGAACGUAACGUGCUUCUGAAAAAUGUCAAGCACCCCUUCCUCGUGGGACUCCACUACUCCUUCCAGACCUCGGAGAAGCUUUACUUUGUGCUUGACUAUGUAAAUGGAGGAGAGCUCUUCUUCCACUUACAAAGGGAGCGCUGUUUCCGUGAGCCCCGGGCCCGAUUCUACGCUGCAGAAGUCGCCAGUGCCAUUGGGUACCUGCAUUCCCUAAACAUCAUCUACAGGGACUUAAAGCCUGAGAACAUUCUCCUGGAUUGCCAGGGACACAUAGUAUUGACAGACUUUGGACUCUGCAAAGAAGGAAUGGAGCAAGAGGAGACAACUUCUACCUUUUGUGGCACUCCUGAGUACCUGGCUCCUGAGGUGCUAAAGAAGCAGCCCUAUGACAGGACAGUAGACUGGUGGUGCCUAGGAGCUGUCCUCUAUGAAAUGCUCUUUGGACUGCCUCCUUUUUACAGCCGGGAUGUGUCUCAGAUGUAUGACAACAUUCUGCACAAGCCACUACAGAUCCAAGGAACCAAGACUGUGGCAGCUUGUGACAUCCUCCAGGGACUUCUCCACAAGGACCAGAAGAGGAGGCUGGGUGCCAAAACAGACUUUCUUGAGAUAAAGAACCACGUAUUCUUCAGCCCAAUAAACUGGGAUGAUUUAUAUCACAAGAGGAUUACUCCUCCAUUCAACCCCAAUGUGGCUGGUCCAGCUGAUCUGCGACACUUUGAUCCCGAGUUCACCCAAGAAGCCAUCUCUGCCUCCAUCACCCACACGCCUGACCUAGCAGCCAGCAGCUCCAGUGCCUCAGAUGCAUUUUUAGGAUUUUCUUAUGCACCAGCUGAAGAGGACAUUUAAGUUUUACAAAGGUUUUGUGAAGCCAUAUUUUAAAUGAUUGGGUUUUAUGUUUAUUUUGUUUUCCUUUUCCUUUUGAGAGGAUUGGUACCAUCCUUUGCUCAUGGUUUAAGGAAAUUGGCACUAACACACUAACUGGCUGGGAUGGGUCAGAGCUCUUAAUUUUUGCUGUUUGGUGGAUUUUCUCCCUAAAGGAAUGUUUCCCUGCCAGGGAAAGUGGGACACUGAUUAUGAUUUUCCCCGAGUGUCUUGUGCUACUUGGCAGAAUUGUAUUCACUCUGUGAUUGUAUUUAUGGUUGAGGAAUGUGCCAUCAUUCACAUCAACAGCUAUGGCCCUGUAACUGGACACAUUUUUUUUUUAUUUUUUGUGGAGCUAUGCUCAGCUAUGUCCAAUAUCUUUCCCCAAGCCUUCCACAGAGAAGGAUACUCUUCACAUCACCAAGAACAGUGGCUUCCUUCUUUUAAGUAAACUCUCUCUCUCAAGCUACUCAUCCUGGACUGAGCUGGGCUGAGGGAAAAACUGUUCAUCAGUUAUUGCUCCAAAGGCAGCUGCAGAUCUGUAAGUCCUGAACUGCACUGUGACCCUUCAUGCCAGUCUGUCCCUCCUCAGAGGGAAUGGAUUAUCUCUCAGGUCCAGGACUGGGAUGCUACUGCUGCAACAACGAGGCUGUGAUGGAGGAGCCACUCUGUAGGAGGAAAAUCCCAGAUCAAAGGUGUGGGGAAAGAGGCUGAGCUGCUUGGAAAAAUAAAAGUUAACUUUAUAGCUGAACUCUGGUUGGGGUUGGGGGGUGCUUUCACAGCAUGUGCUUGACUUGUCCCAGGCACACCAACACUUCUGUGAUGAGCACGGGGCAGUGCACAGCGAGGGGUAGCUGCGCUCCAGGCUCCAGCACUCACCUGAAAAUGCCCAUCACUGCUGUGGAACCGUUAUUUAUUCUGCCUUAAUUUAAAUGAUGGUGUAUUCAUUGAAUGUCACUUCCCACUUUUUUUUUUUUGUUAAGCUGUUCUGUGCUGUUGCUGUAGGGAGAAGAGGGGGCUUGGUGCAACACAGGGAUAAACAAAGGCCUUUCUAAAAGUUGUGUGAUGCUCGUGCUGUGGGGAACCUUGUGCUGGAGCAAUUGUUUGGGUUUUUUAUCAGGCUUUAUCUUGUAUAUGCUGGAGUCAUUGGGAAUCCGACAUGGUUUAUAUUAAAGUGCAAACACUGA
Corvus hawaiiensis (hawaiian crow) is the source of this 2784-nucleotide messenger RNA. It is a transcript of the gene SGK2, whose product is annotated as serum/glucocorticoid regulated kinase 2. Bases 344 to 1582 code for a protein of 412 amino acids. Gene Ontology annotation, molecular function: protein serine/threonine kinase activity; ATP binding. The record is from RefSeq and is a predicted model, not a curated record. NCBI's taxonomy places the organism in Eukaryota, Metazoa, Chordata, Aves, Passeriformes, Corvidae. The transcript is spliced from 15 exons. Gene Ontology annotation, biological process: protein phosphorylation.